This is a messenger RNA of Penicillium verhagenii, 1326 nucleotides long. Its product is annotated as aspartate aminotransferase family protein. Gene Ontology annotation, molecular function: pyridoxal phosphate binding; transaminase activity. The transcript has a single exon. Bases 1 to 1326 code for a protein of 441 amino acids. Gene Ontology annotation, cellular component: mitochondrion. The record is from RefSeq and is a predicted model, not a curated record. Lineage: Eukaryota; Fungi; Ascomycota; Eurotiomycetes; Eurotiales; Aspergillaceae.
AUGGGUUCCGUCGAUAAUACGGCAGCCUUUUGGGUGAAGGCUAAUAAAUAUCUUAUGACGACUGGUGUUCCAUUUUCUCCUGUUAUAAUUACUAAGGCUCAGGGCACCCGACUCUAUGAGGCCAGUGGCCGAUCCAUCCUUGACUUCACCUCGGGUCAAAUGAGCUCCUUACUCGGCCACUCUCAUCCCGAAAUUGUGGAAGUGGUGAAACAUCAUGUCUCUGAGCUGGACCACUUGCUCAGCAACAUGAUAACCCAUCCCGUCAUUGAACUGGCAGAACGACUCGCCAAAGUACUGCCUGCGCCUCUGGAGAAAUCUUUCUUUCUGAACACUGGAUCCGAAUCAACCGAAGCAGCUAUUAAAAUGGCCAAGUGCUAUACUGGAAACUUUGAAAUAGUCGCCUUCGCAGCGAGCUAUCACGGUCUGACUCAGGGCUCAGGAUCUGCUACGUACUCUGCUGGUCGCAAACGCGGUGGUCCUUGCAUGCCUGGUCAACUUGUCUUCCCUGCACCUUAUGCCUACCGCUCGCCUUUCCGUAAACCUGAUGGAUCCUAUGACUGGGAGACAGAGCUGGACUAUGGCUGGUCAAUGAUUGAUCGACAAAGCGUGGGCUCUCUCGCAGCGUUUAUCAUGGAGCCCAUCUUGUCAACAGGAGGUAUUUUGGAUAUGCCCGAGGGGUAUAUGAAACGCAUGGUGGCUGAGUGCAAGAAGCGCGGUAUGCUAGUCAUCAUGGAUGAAGCACAAACUGGCGUGGGUCGUACCGGUCACAUGUUCGCAUUCGAGCGAGAUGGUAUCGUGCCUGAUAUUCUCGCACUCUCAAAGACCCUAGGCUGUGGUCUUCCUCUUGCUUCUGUUAGCACUACGGCUGAGAUUGAGCGCGGCUGUACGGAGGCUGGAUUUCUCUGGCUAACGACCCACCUGAAUGAUCCCCUGACCGCGGCAGUUGGCAACAAGGUGCUCGAGAUUGUUGAGCGUGAUAGAAUCUGCGACCGUGCCACUGAGCGGGGUGCUCAGCUCCGGGAAGGUCUACUUGAGCUAAAAAGGAAAUACUGGUGUAUUGGUGACGUUCGCGGCCGCGGUCUUCUACAGGGUAUUGAGAUCAUCUCCAAUGCCCAGACCAGGGCGCCCGGCUCUGAUCUUGGACAGGCGGUCUCCGAUCGUGCAAUGAUGUGCGGUCUCUCGUGCAAUGUGGUUAAUCUUCCCGGGAUGGGUGGCGUAUUCCGCCUUGCACCUCCGGUGACUGUAACUGCGGAAGAGAUUGAGGAAGGACUUGGGGUUUUGAAUGAAGCCUUUGGGUACGUUUUGAAGAAACAAGCAACUGAGUAG